AUGAGGCUAUCUUUAUUAUAUCCUAUGCUAGUUCUGCUUCUCAUUAUUACAAUUACGCAAUCAUUUGUUUUGCAAGAAUUACCACUAAAUCAAUAUUCCUUGAAGCGAUAUAAUCGAAAUUUCGAUCCAAUCGAAGAUUUUGAAAAUUAUAUACCGAACUACAAGCCAUCCAUGCUUGAUUAUCGAAGAUUUCGGGAAGUUAGUCUAAUAUGA
Messenger RNA from Brugia malayi, 213 nucleotides. RefSeq lists its product as uncharacterized. Lineage: Eukaryota; Metazoa; Nematoda; Chromadorea; Rhabditida; Onchocercidae. The coding region runs from base 1 to 213 and encodes 70 amino acids. The record is from RefSeq and is a predicted model, not a curated record. The transcript is spliced from 2 exons.